Messenger RNA from Guillardia theta CCMP2712, 1380 nucleotides. RefSeq lists its product as hypothetical. Gene Ontology annotation, molecular function: beta-glucosidase activity. NCBI's taxonomy places the organism in Eukaryota, Cryptophyceae, Pyrenomonadales, Geminigeraceae. The transcript has 12 exons. Gene Ontology annotation, biological process: glucan catabolic process. Bases 1 to 1380 code for a protein of 459 amino acids. The record is from RefSeq and is a predicted model, not a curated record. Gene Ontology annotation, cellular component: extracellular region; cell surface.
AUGGAGGCAGGACUCUCCUACCAUCUAGUGCGACUGGUGCGCGCAUACUGUGGAAGGAGAGGCCGUGAAGAGGCUCUUGCAGCUUGCAGUCAACACAAAGUGAAACCUCGCCCAGAUCCUGUCAUAGCAGCCUUCGGUUCAGAAACAAGCACAGACAGCGACUUGAAAGACCUUGGAGAGCACCGCAUCAGCAUCAUUGAAAGUGGAGUUGCUGAUGGACGGAUGUUUCUGGUCAUCCUGGAUGCUGAAUCUUUCAUCGAUGGCCGAACGAUCACUGAUAGUGUUGAAUCAAAGCUUUCACAGGUUGUACUGACAACCGCCAAACUCGAAAGAUCUCAUUGGCGUCAUGAUAAAUGGUUGGGUGCGAAUCUUGGUGGAUGGUUUCUGUUGGAGCCAGGACCAGCCUCGCCGUUGUUCGAAGACUGUCAAGAAAUGUUGAAAUCACGAGGAGAAGAAAAGGCUUCGUGUGGUUGUGAAUGGUCCCUGUGUAGUUGUCUGGACAAGGUGGAGAAGGGUGUCAAAUCUGAAGUGCUUCGAAAGCACAGGAAAAAUCAUUUCGACGCAUCCACGUUCAAGAAGAUAGCAGACCAUGGGCUGAAUGCUGUCAGGAUUCCCUUUGGCUACUGGAUCGUUACGGGGCCUACGAAUGCAGAUGUCUACGAUGGCCCGGCGUUAGAUCAGCUUGACGAAGCCGUGAAAAUGGCAAGAACGUGCAACCUUCAGGUUGUGCUUGAUCUUCAUGGCAACCCUGGGGGAGAGAAUGGACUUCGACCUUGUGGGCGAGAGAAACAAGAUUGGACAUGGAAAGAGUGGAGGCAAGAAGAGGCUCUGGAGUGUUUGCGACAAGUCGUUGUGAGAUACAGGGGCUUUGAUAACGUUACUGGAAUUCAAGUCUGCAAUGAGCCUUCGCCUGCUAUUCCUUCUAACGUCUUGUGCGACUUCUAUGAGGAGUCAAUUAGGGUUGUCCGUGAGGCUGGAAUGUCUCCACAUGAUGUUUGCAUCAUUCUCCCCAUCUUUACUCAGUGGCGCAUACGAGAAAUUUCGAGGCUGUGGCUGGAACGUGGAAAUAUUCACAGAUACGACAACGUUGCAUGGGAUAUUCAUUUUUAUCACGAUUUUCAUUCUGCCUGGUCGCUGCUAAGCCACGAACAAGAUGAAGCAAGGGAGCUGACGCAUCUUCAUGCUGCGAUGGUCGGAGAAUGGUCAGCCUCGCGCCCAGGACCGUACCCGGAGGAGGAAGUCAAGGACUUUGUGAUGCAGCAGGGCAGUCUCGCCAUGCUCGUCUCCUGGAUUGGCCGAUCUGUCGGAAACCCUUUAGUUGCAUUGUACGACGGAGGGUUUGCUGCAUCCUUCCUGUCAUGGCGAUCGGCCUUCUCCUGA